This is a messenger RNA of Homo sapiens (human), 5116 nucleotides long. RefSeq names its product FUS DNA/RNA binding protein (gene FUS). The record is from RefSeq and is marked reviewed. The coding region runs from base 106 to 1683 and encodes 525 amino acids. Gene Ontology annotation, biological process: regulation of DNA-templated transcription; RNA splicing; positive regulation of DNA-templated transcription. Gene Ontology annotation, cellular component: glutamatergic synapse; GABA-ergic synapse; presynaptic cytosol. NCBI's taxonomy places the organism in Eukaryota, Metazoa, Chordata, Mammalia, Primates, Hominidae. The transcript has 15 exons. Gene Ontology annotation, molecular function: nucleic acid binding; RNA binding; mRNA 3'-UTR binding.
ACUUAAGCUUCGACGCAGGAGGCGGGGCUGCUCAGUCCUCCAGGCGUCGGUACUCAGCGGUGUUGGAACUUCGUUGCUUGCUUGCCUGUGCGCGCGUGCGCGGACAUGGCCUCAAACGAUUAUACCCAACAAGCAACCCAAAGCUAUGGGGCCUACCCCACCCAGCCCGGGCAGGGCUAUUCCCAGCAGAGCAGUCAGCCCUACGGACAGCAGAGUUACAGUGGUUAUAGCCAGUCCACGGACACUUCAGGCUAUGGCCAGAGCAGCUAUUCUUCUUAUGGCCAGAGCCAGAACAGCUAUGGAACUCAGUCAACUCCCCAGGGAUAUGGCUCGACUGGCGGCUAUGGCAGUAGCCAGAGCUCCCAAUCGUCUUACGGGCAGCAGUCCUCCUACCCUGGCUAUGGCCAGCAGCCAGCUCCCAGCAGCACCUCGGGAAGUUACGGUAGCAGUUCUCAGAGCAGCAGCUAUGGGCAGCCCCAGAGUGGGAGCUACAGCCAGCAGCCUAGCUAUGGUGGACAGCAGCAAAGCUAUGGACAGCAGCAAAGCUAUAAUCCCCCUCAGGGCUAUGGACAGCAGAACCAGUACAACAGCAGCAGUGGUGGUGGAGGUGGAGGUGGAGGUGGAGGUAACUAUGGCCAAGAUCAAUCCUCCAUGAGUAGUGGUGGUGGCAGUGGUGGCGGUUAUGGCAAUCAAGACCAGAGUGGUGGAGGUGGCAGCGGUGGCUAUGGACAGCAGGACCGUGGAGGCCGCGGCAGGGGUGGCAGUGGUGGCGGCGGCGGCGGCGGCGGUGGUGGUUACAACCGCAGCAGUGGUGGCUAUGAACCCAGAGGUCGUGGAGGUGGCCGUGGAGGCAGAGGUGGCAUGGGCGGAAGUGACCGUGGUGGCUUCAAUAAAUUUGGUGGCCCUCGGGACCAAGGAUCACGUCAUGACUCCGAACAGGAUAAUUCAGACAACAACACCAUCUUUGUGCAAGGCCUGGGUGAGAAUGUUACAAUUGAGUCUGUGGCUGAUUACUUCAAGCAGAUUGGUAUUAUUAAGACAAACAAGAAAACGGGACAGCCCAUGAUUAAUUUGUACACAGACAGGGAAACUGGCAAGCUGAAGGGAGAGGCAACGGUCUCUUUUGAUGACCCACCUUCAGCUAAAGCAGCUAUUGACUGGUUUGAUGGUAAAGAAUUCUCCGGAAAUCCUAUCAAGGUCUCAUUUGCUACUCGCCGGGCAGACUUUAAUCGGGGUGGUGGCAAUGGUCGUGGAGGCCGAGGGCGAGGAGGACCCAUGGGCCGUGGAGGCUAUGGAGGUGGUGGCAGUGGUGGUGGUGGCCGAGGAGGAUUUCCCAGUGGAGGUGGUGGCGGUGGAGGACAGCAGCGAGCUGGUGACUGGAAGUGUCCUAAUCCCACCUGUGAGAAUAUGAACUUCUCUUGGAGGAAUGAAUGCAACCAGUGUAAGGCCCCUAAACCAGAUGGCCCAGGAGGGGGACCAGGUGGCUCUCACAUGGGGGGUAACUACGGGGAUGAUCGUCGUGGUGGCAGAGGAGGCUAUGAUCGAGGCGGCUACCGGGGCCGCGGCGGGGACCGUGGAGGCUUCCGAGGGGGCCGGGGUGGUGGGGACAGAGGUGGCUUUGGCCCUGGCAAGAUGGAUUCCAGGGGUGAGCACAGACAGGAUCGCAGGGAGAGGCCGUAUUAAUUAGCCUGGCUCCCCAGGUUCUGGAACAGCUUUUUGUCCUGUACCCAGUGUUACCCUCGUUAUUUUGUAACCUUCCAAUUCCUGAUCACCCAAGGGUUUUUUUGUGUCGGACUAUGUAAUUGUAACUAUACCUCUGGUUCCCAUUAAAAGUGACCAUUUUAGUUAAAUUUUGUUCCUCUUCCCCCUUUUCACUUUCCUGGAAGAUCGAUGUCCCGAUCAGGAAGGUAGAGAGUUUUCCUGUUCAGAUUACCCUGCCCAGCAGGAACUGGAAUACAGUGUUCGGGGAGAAGGCCAAAUGAUAUCCUUGAGAGCAGAGAUUAAACUUUUCUGUCAUGGGGAAAGUUGGUGUAUAAAUGAGAAAUGAAGAACAUGGGAUGUCAUGAGUGUUGGCCUAAAUUUGCCCAGCUAUGGGGAAUUUUUCCUUUACCACAUUUAUUUGCAUACUGGUCUUAGUUUAUUUGCAGCAGUUUAUCCCUUUUUAAGAACUCUUUGAUCUUUUGGCCCUUUUAAUGGUGAGGCUCAAACAAACUACAUUUAAAUGGGGCAGUAUUCAGAUUUGACCAUGGUGGAGAGCGCUUAGCCACUCUGGGUCUUUCACAGGAAGGAGAGUAACUGAGUGCUGCAGGAGUUUGUGGAGUGGAGUCAGGAUCUAGGAGGUGAGUGACUCCCUUCCUAGCUGCCCUGGUGAACAGCGCUUGGGUAGAUACCUGCUAUAAGGAGACUGGUCUGGCUGGGUUACUUUCACAUCCUGCCUGUACUCAGAGGGCUUGAGGUCAUUGACAUUAUGAGAUUUUAGGCUUGAUCCCUUUUUGAUUGGAGGGUGGAAGGCCCUCCUAAGGGAAUGAUAAGUGAUAAGAGGGGGAAGGGGUUGCAGCCAAUGAGUUAAAACCUUAGAGCAGUGCUCCUCAGCCUCUUACCAUGUGGUUGUAAACUUGCACGUACCUGCCAACCAGUUAUUUAGCAUGCUUUUUAUUUUAGUUACACAGAGCGUAACAUUAACCCAAGAGCAGAAAGGUUUUAUUUACAGGGUUUUCGAACUUGGUUUGUAAGACAGCUGCCAUCACAAGCAUAGCUUACAAAUGUGCUGGGGACCCCUAAUUGGGAAGUGCUUUCCUCUCAAAUUUUUAUUUUUUAUUUUUAGAGACAGAGUCUUGCUCUGUCAUCCAGGCUGGAGUGCAGUGGCGUGAUCUCGGCUCACUGUAGCCUCUGCCUCCUGAGUUUAAGCGAUUCUCCUGCCUCAGGAGAAUCCCAGCUUCUGAGUAGCUGAGACUACAGGCGUGGGCCACCAUGCCCACCUAGUUUUUGCAUUUUUAGUGGAGGUGUGGUUUCACUGUGUUGGCCAGGCUGGUCUCUUAACUCCUGACCUCAGGUGAUCCACCUGCCUUGGCCUCCCAAAGUGCUGGAAUUACAGGCAUGAGCCGCUGCAUCUGGCCAUCCUCUCAAAUUUUCAAGUGUUCCACAAGUAUGUUCUCUACUGAAGAGUUGCUGCAUCCUUGAAUCUUGGGUGAUUUGAGGCACAGAAACUAUGACUUUAUUUUUUGAGAUGGAGUUUUGCUCUUGUUGCCCAGGCUGGAGUGCAAUGGCACGUUUUUCGGCUUACCGCAACUGCCGCCUCCUGGGUUCAAGCGAUAGCUGGGAUUACAGGCAUGCGCCACCAUGCCCAGCUAAUUUAUUUGUAUUUUUAGUAGAGACGGGGUUUCUCCAUGUUGGUCAGGCUGGUCUCGAACUCCCGACCUCAGGUGAUGUGCACACCUCAGCCUCCCAAUAAACCAUGACUUUUAAGAGGAAUAGCAGGUUUACUUCCCCUGCCAGCAUUGGGGUGCUCUCUAAGCAACAGUAGGCGGAGAGUGGUCUGGCGUAUUAAAAACAAAGGAUCGUCAAGUGGGCCUUCCCAGGCAUUGCUUUGACUUAGUACAUGUAGAGGAUGUGGCAGUUCUCUCCGUCCCUGCCACUGCUGGUUUCUUUGUUAAAUGUUUAGUUGAAAUGGCCUGAUACGAUAUUUGAGUAGUUCACUGUUGGUGCUUUGCCUAGCAGGAUUCUAAUCUUGCUUUGGUUGUGGUCCCCUGAUGCCCUCCUGUUAGGAGUGGAGGAGGUCGAAGCUCCUUGUAAGAUAUGAUUACUGGGACCAUUAGUGUCAAGUUCCUGUGUCCUUCAAAUGGCAUAUGUGAUUGGCCUUGACCUUAAAAGGAAAUAGGGUCCCAGGUGACUGUUUAGUGGGUAGGUCCAGUUUGGGGGGAUCUUCCAGGAGAAUGGAUAGAGACACCUAGCAGCAGAGAGAACAUUGGUGCCUCUCAAGCCAACCUCCCACCUCAGCCUCCCAAGUAGCUGGGACUACAGGUGCUUCCUCGCUACCACACCUGGGUAAUUUUUUUUUUAAUUACUUUUUUUUUUUUAAGAAACAGGGUUUCACUGGGUUGCCCAGGCUGGUCUUGAACUGGCCUCAAGUGACCUGCCUGCCUCAGCCUCCCAAAGUGCUGGGAUCACAGGUGUGACCCACUGCGUUUGGCCAGAAUACUCUAUUCUUACUGAAUGAUUGAAAUCUGUCUUGAAGCAUUAGGUGUCCCAUUUUUGUGAGUUGGAAUUGGGACAGGCUAAGUAGGAAGUGAGGAGGGUGGGGAGAGCUGUGCUGUAGGUCUGUUUGUCCCUUCCUUGAUGUAGCCUUCAGUUAGCCCUUUCAGCUUUUUUCCCCAUCUUGUGCCGGGCCUUCCUGGGUUUCAGUACUUGGAUGUAGGGCUGCAGUUAUGUCAGUGGUGGGUAGAUUGACCAGGAAUUAAGGUCUAGGGUCCAGCCCAUGUGAGACUUGACUCACUGAUCUACCUUUAGGCAUGUCUUCCUUCCAGUCUCAUCCUUUUUAAAUUUUUUUUUUUUUUUUGAGACGGUCUCACUCUCACCCAGGCUGGAUUGCAGUGGUGUGAUCUCGACCAACUGCAACCUCUGCCUCCCACCCGCAAGCUAUCUGCCCACCUCAGCCUCUGGAGUAGCUGGGACGGGACUACAGGCACCUGCCACCAUGACUGGCUAAUUUUUUUUUGUAUUUUUUGUGGAGAUGGGGUCUUGCCAUGUUGCUCAGGCUGGUCUGGUCUCAAAACUGCUCUGGGCUCAAGUGAUUGUCCCACUUUGGCCUCCCAGAGUGCUGGGAUUAAGGUGUGAGAUACUGUGUCCGGCUAUGAAAAUUUUAUUUUUAAUUAACUUGUAUAUAUUUAUGGGGUACAAUGUCCUAUUUCUGUACAUGUACACAUUGUGGAAUCAAAUCAGGCUAAUAUAUCCAUCACUUCAUAUCAUUAGCAUGAAUGAGAACAUACAAAGCCACUCUUAGAAAAUUUUGAAAUUUAUGUUAUUUCAGCCCUUUUAUGCUGGAGGUUGCAAAUGUUUUGUGAAUAAUCAGACCAAAAAUAAAAACAAAAAAUGAUUGACUUCAGUCAUUCAGUAAGAA